UGUAGGCGUGCGUGUAGGCAGCACGCAUCUACACAUCUGAGUGUGUGUAAAAAAUGACGAUAAAGGAACAUUAUUUAUUUUUUCUCCAGAACAUGUGAAAAGCGUCAGUCUUUCUCCUCCUCACUCGGGCCUGCAGACUGGGUUGAGGCAGCGAGCCCACUGCGCUCAGCCCGAAUCUCGCGAGAGCGGCCCCUCACGGCGGUGCCUGGGCGAUGCGAUGCUGUUGCUGUGGGUUUGAUUGACAGGAAACAUGUCGGUGUGGUGGGAACGAACCGGGAUGCAGCUGCUGCCAAGGGAGACAGGGAGUACCUGCAUCCAGUCCUCACAUCAGCACCUUUAAAACCACCGGGCUUUUCCUAACGACACGUCCGCUUGCUUGUCUUUUUUUUUUCUUUUUUUUUUUCAUCCAUUUGAAACGAAGGGGCACCCAAUGGAUGCUGUGGCAAACCGUGUAGUCCCGUUCGGUAUCUUCAUAUUGUGUUUGAUUUAGCCUACAACCAGAGACACCUUGAUGAAACAGCAGGAACUACGAGGUCUGUUGUUGCAAUGGAGUCGACUCUCUCACGGCUCAAAGCCCGUCUGUAAACCUACAACAUCUCAUUUCAUGGCGUUUUGCAGGUUGCUGUGUUCCGUGGGAUUCUCCACGUUUCUUUUUUGAAUUAUCAUUCUUCUUCUCAUUUUUUGUUGUUGUUCUUUUUUAUCUUUAUUAUUAUUAUUUUUUUUUCGAAAUCGCAACGAGAAAAUAACGACCACUGCUCGCUAAACUAUGAACGAGGAGAUGACAAAAAGCGAGGAGCAGCAUCUUAGUUUGCAGAAAGCCUUGCAGCAGUGCGAGUUGGUGCAAAAUAUGAUAGACAUAAGCAUUUCUAGUUUGGAGGGUUUACGGACCAAAUGUGCCACAUCCAACGACUUGACACAAAAAGAGAUACGAACGCUGGAGGGGAAGUUGGUGAAGUACUUCAGCCGCCAGCUGUCCUGUAAGUGCAAAGUGGCCUUAGAAGAGCGCAGUGGCGAGCUGGAGGACUUCCCUCGCCUUGGCCACUGGUUCCGGAUCGUCAACUUGAGGAAAGAGGUCAUACAGGAGAUGAGCCCAGGUGAGGUGACCCUGGAGGGCCUGCUGGAGAUGAGCGAGGAGCAGGUGUGUGAGCUGCUGCAGAAGUUUGGUGCCAGUGAAGAGGAGUGCGCCCGACUCAACGCCUCGCUCUCCUGUCUCAGAAAGGCCCACCAGCUCGAACAACUUGAGGAGGAUAAAUUGCACAGUAAUGGAGGGAGCCAGGCGAAGCAGGACUGGUCCAUCCAGUGGCCCACAUCUGAAUCUGGUAAAGAAAACACUCCAGUGUGCCAACCAGAGGCCAGUCAGUGGAUCCGGUUUCAGCUGUCCCAAAGCCCCAAAGUCCAGUCCAAGUACAACCAGCACAUGUGCCACAGCCCCCAAGCCCUGGCGCCCCCUUUAUAUGCUGAUCGACUGACCGUCGACAGCCCCGCCACAGGACUCUUCCCACCAUUAGACUCUGGUCAUCGCUCCCUGCCCCCAUCUCCCCGCCAGAGGCAUUUUGGCCACACACCUCCUCGGACUCCCUUGGUGGUCAACACUAUGACCCCACCUGGUACUCCCCCAAUGCGGCGACGGAACAAAGUGAAGGCCCCAGGAACGCCGCCUCCACCGAGCCGCAAACUUAUCCAUCUGCUGCCGGGUUUCACCGCACUGCACCGCAGCAAAUCCCAUGAGUUCCAGCUGGGGAACCGCUUGGAUGACACACAAACUCCAAAAGCCAAGAAGAAGACCAAGCCCUUGAACCUUAAGAUCCACAGCAGUGUGGGCAGCUGUGAGAAUCUGCCCACGCAGCGCUCACCCCUCCACACUGAACGAUCUCUGCGAUCCUUCUUCUUCCCAUCCUUCAUCCCCUCCACACCACCUGUUCAUGCUGAAACACCCUCUGCAAACACUCUCUCAGUGCCUCGCUGGUCCCCACAGAUUCCCCGAAGAGAUCUGGGAAACUCAAUAAAACACAGGUUUUCCACAAAGUACUGGAUGUCUCAGACAUGCAUAGUAUGUGGAAAGGGAAUGUUGUUUGGACUAAAAUGUAAAAACUGCAAGCUGAAGUGCCACAACAAAUGCACCAAAGAAGCCCCACCUUGCCAUUUACUGAUCAUACAGCGAGGCGGACGAGAAUCCCUCAAAGACCACCAAGGAACAACUCAAGUCGCUCGUUUGGUACGGACUGAAUCAGUGCCAUGUGACAUCAACAACCCUCUCAGGUACACAGACCUGCACAUCAGUCAGACGCUCCCCAAAACCAACAAAAUCAACAAGGAUCACAUCCCAGUCCCAUACCAGCCAGACUCCAGUAGUAAUCCCUCAUCCACCACAUCCUCCACCCCGUCCUCCCCGGCUCCUCCCCUGCCCAGCAGCGCCACGCCGCCCUCACCACUGCAUCCCUCCCCACAGUCUGCACGGCAACAGAAGCAGUUCAACCUGACAGCCUCCAGUUAUUUCAAAUACAAACAACAGUUCAUCUUCCCAGAUGUUGCUCCAGAAGCUCCUCCAAGCAGAGCACCACAGGUCAUCCUGCACCCUGUACUGUCUGAACCAGGAAAUGAGGGCAACCCUUUACUUCAAAUCGAAGUUGAACCUACAUCAGAUAAUGAGGAAGGCAAUGAUGAGGACUCCGGGGACGAGUUUGAGGAGAUGAAUCUCUCGCUGCUGUCGGCUCGCAACUUCCCACGCAAGGCCAGCCAGACCAGCAUCUUUCUGCAGGAGUGGGACAUCCCAUUUGAGCAGCUGGAGAUAGGGGAGAUGAUCGGUAAGGGACGCUUCGGCAAAGUUUUCCACGGGCGCUGGCACGGCGAGGUGGCCAUCCGCUUGAUCGACAUCGAGCGUGACAAUGAAGAUCAGCUCAAGGCCUUCAAGCGUGAAGUGAUGGCCUACCGCAACACUCGCCACGAGAAUGUGGUGCUGUUCAUGGGGGCCUGCAUGAGCCCACCUCAUCUUGCUAUUAUCACCAGCUUGUGUAAAGGCCGCACGCUUUAUUCUGUUGUGCGGGAUGCCAAGGUUGUUCUGGAUGUUAACAAGACCAGACAGAUCGCACAAGAGAUGGUCAAGGGAAUGGGCUACCUCCAUGCCAAGGGGAUCUUACACAAAGACAUGAAGUCCAAGAACGUGUUUUAUGACAACGGCAAAGUUGUCAUUACUGACUUUGGACUCUUCACCAUAUCUGGGGUUUUGCAGGCUGGCAGCCGGAGAGAAGACAAGCUGAGGAUUCCCAAUGGCUGGCUUUGUCACCUGGCCCCAGAAAUCAUCCAGCAGCUCUCCCCGGACACAGAGGAGGACAAGCUUCCCUUCUCCAAACAGUCAGAUGUCUUUGCUUUUGGCACCAUCUGGUACGAGCUACAUGCACGUGAGUGGCCUUAUAAGAGUCAGCCAGCAGAGGUGAUCAUAUGGCAGAUUGGCAGCGGGAUGAAACCCAACCUUGCCCAAACAGGCAUGGGGAAAGAGAUAUCAGACAUUCUGCUUCUGUGCUGGGCUUACAAGCAGGAAGAGCGGCCCAGUUUCUCCAAGCUGGUAGAUUUACUGGAAAAGUUGCCGAAACGGAACCGUCGCCUUUCCCACCCAGGGCACUUCUGGAAGUCAGCUGAGUAUGUCAAAUGAGUUAGGGACACAAAACAGCAAACAAUCAUCUACUAUUUAAAAAAAAAACAAAAACAAAAAAAAAAAACAGCCGCCAUAACUGUACAUAAAUAACCCACCUCCUUAAAGAAUGCACUGAAUCCAAAAGCCAGCCCAGUGAUGAAAACUGCCCAUGUGUGUACUUUCAUGGAAUGUUGGCAUGUGUGUGUACAGAUUGACUGUCCAGCAACUCAGAGCAGUUGGGACUCAUAUUUACUUUGGUUUGUUUUAAACCAUACAAGAUUUUCUUUCUUUUUUUUUUGUCUUUAACUACUGACUUGAUCCCUUCAUAAUAAUUGAUUUAUUUCCUGGAUGUAUCUUGCUUGUAUCUUUCAACUGAUCAUAUCAUUCUGGACUUAAAAAAAAAACACGUUUCAGUAUAAAUGUGGUUUUUACCUCAUGUCUUCUUCUUUUUUUUUGAAUGAAUGUAACUGUUAUACAUCAAGCAUUGUAUAUUUUCACAACAUUGUCUUGCCAUUUCUUAUGUCUGUCAACUGUGUAGACCAUUUUGUCAGUGUUACCUCAUGGUUUCUCAUGUGUCUGUACGGGUUACAUGUUUGUCUGAAAAGCUUUAUUUAACGUGAAAAUGUCCUCUUAUUUACGCCGUACCAUUUGAAUGUGAAGAAGCCAGCGCCCCUGUUUGUGUGGGGAUGAGUUGGCACAGUUCUUUGAUGGGAGAAUGUUCUCUGAUCAGCCUGUGCUUUGAAUAUUGCCUCUGAACAUAAGUGAGAUGUCUGAACAAUAAUUUUGGAAAGAAACAGGCUGCUGGGCAGACCAUGACUCCCUCAUUUGACACUGUUCUGUGAAAUCACUGACACUUGAAAUGUAUCUUGCUGUUUUAGAGCUAAUUACCCUUCAGAAAUGCUACCGCUGAGCCCCACCCCCAUCCCCACACCCUACCACUCAUUUCUUUGAUAUACAUGUGUAUUAUUUUACUUUUACUAGCUAAUGAUAGAUACGCAAUAUAAUAGAUACAGAUACAACUCUAAAGCUCGCUACUGUA
Scatophagus argus is the source of this 4670-nucleotide messenger RNA. RefSeq names its product kinase suppressor of ras 2 (gene ksr2). The transcript is spliced from 21 exons. Gene Ontology annotation, molecular function: ATP binding; protein kinase activity. NCBI's taxonomy places the organism in Eukaryota, Metazoa, Chordata, Actinopteri, Scatophagidae. Gene Ontology annotation, biological process: protein phosphorylation. Bases 767 to 3649 code for a protein of 960 amino acids. The record is from RefSeq and is a predicted model, not a curated record.